Molecule: messenger RNA, 675 nt
Organism: Penicillium cataractarum
Lineage: Eukaryota; Fungi; Ascomycota; Eurotiomycetes; Eurotiales; Aspergillaceae
Product: putative DUF341 family oxidoreductase
Exons: 3
Coding region: 1-675 (224 amino acids)
Cellular component (GO): cytoplasm; nucleus
Source: RefSeq, a predicted model, not a curated record
AUGCCACUACGGCUCCUGUGUCUCCACGGCUGGGGGACGAGCGAGAAAAUACUACGAUCACAGCUAAGCAGCCUAAUCGGAGAUUUACAACGAGACAACACGGCCACAUUCCACUUCCUAGAAGGCGAACUCGACUCCGAGCCCGGUCCAGGCAUAGCAGGAUUCUACGAAGGCCCGUACUACAGCUACUACCGAUUCCCACGGACCUUUUCCGCAACGGAUGACGACGAAUCCGACAUCUUCGCCGCCUACGACCAACUCGACGAAGCAAUUGCCCUGCACGGACCCUUCGACGGGGUCCUAGGAUUCUCGCACGGCGGCACACUCGCCGCGGGAUAUCUAAUCCACCAUGCGAAAAUGUCGCCGGGAGUGACUCCGCCAUUUCGGUGUGCGAUCUUCGUCAAUUCUUUGCCUCCGUUUCGGAUGCAUCCUGGUCAGAGGCCGGUGAUUGAGGAGGGGUUGGAAGGGUGGAUUCGGAUUCCGGUGGUGAGUAUUGCCGGGGCGAGGGAUUUGUUGUUCGAGUUUUCGUUGGCGCUGCAUCGGAUUUGUGAUCAGCAGUGCUCGAGUUUUGUUGUUCAUGGGAAGGGUCAUAAUGUUCCGACGGAUGUGAAGAAUGUUGCUAUCAUGGCGGGUGCUAUUCGGAAGCUUUCGGUUAAGAUGUUGGGGGGUUGGUGA